Telopea speciosissima is the source of this 1951-nucleotide messenger RNA. RefSeq names its product CBS domain-containing protein CBSCBSPB1-like. The coding region runs from base 226 to 1851 and encodes 541 amino acids. The transcript is spliced from 15 exons. The record is from RefSeq and is a predicted model, not a curated record. NCBI's taxonomy places the organism in Eukaryota, Viridiplantae, Streptophyta, Magnoliopsida, Proteales, Proteaceae. Gene Ontology annotation, molecular function: protein binding.
CUUUGUCAAGUCUUAGCUUGAAUUUAUGAUUGAUGAGCGAUGCAAUUCAUCGGAUUUUGCGUUCGAAAAGACGUGGAAUUUGGUUCGAAAGCUGAGAUGCAAUUGGUGAAUUUUCCUUGUUAGCUGCUUAAUCUCUUUCGUUGUUUUUCGCUUGAGGAGGGUCUGUUAUCUUCUCUUCGAAAGGAAAAGGAUCAGAGAUUCGUGCCUUUUGUUUUGGCGGAGAAGAUGAAUGAUCAAGGAGGUUCCUCCAGGAGGAGCAUGACUCAGUAUAGCUCGUCAUCGCAAGGAAAGAAAAAAUCUUUUGACAAUGGAAGCAAUGAUGCCGGCCGUAAAUCAGUUGCUUCAUCUCGUUCCAUGAUGGUAUCUGGUGAGCGUACCGUAAAGCGCUUGCGGCUGUCAAAAGCCUUGACAAUACCUGAAAAUACUACCAUCAUUGAGGCUUGUCGUCGGAUGGCUGCUCGCAGAGUUGAUGCUUUGUUGCUCACGGAUUCAAAUGCUUUACUUUGUGGAAUUCUAACAGACAAAGAUGUAGCAACAAGAGUCAUUGCUCGUGAGCUAAACCUUGAAGAAACACCCGUCUCCAAAGUCAUGACAAGGAACCCAGUUUUUGUUCUUUCAGACACAUUAGCUGUGGAAGCACUGCAGAAGAUGGUGCAAGGGAAAUUCAGGCAUUUGCCUGUUGUGGAGAAUGGAGAGGUCAUUGCUUUACUUGAUAUAGCAAAGUGUCUGUAUGAUGCCAUUGCACGUUUAGAAAGAGCUGCUGAGAAGGGAAAGGCCAUUGCUGCAGCUGUUGAAGGAGUUGAAAAGCAUUGGGGGACCUCAAUCUCUGGUCCUAACACAUUCAUUGAAACUCUUCGGGAGCGAAUGUUUAAGCCUUCGUUGUCUACUAUCAUUCCAGAGAAUUCAAAGAUAGUAACAGUGUCACCCACUGACUCAGUCCUAACUGCAACAAAAAAGAUGCUUGAAUUUCGUUUAAGCUCUGCAAUUGUAACUGUUGGGAAUAAACCUCGAGGAAUCCUUACUUCAAAGGAUAUUCUGAUGCGGAUCAUUGCACAAAAUCUUUCACCAGAGUCAACUCCUGUGGAGCUGGUCAUGACCCCAAAUCCUGAAUGUGCAACAGUUGAUACACCAAUUGUUGAUGCUCUGCAUAGAAUGCAUGAUGGGAAAUUUUUACAUCUUCCUGUUGUGGAUCAAGAUGGAAGCAUUGUUGCUGUUAUUGAUGUAAUCCAUAUCACUCAUGCAGCAAUAGCCACAGUGGGAGGCACUGCUGCGGCUGGAAACGAGACAACAAAUACUAUGAUGCAAAAGUUUUGGGAUUCUGCCAUGGCAUUGGGACCUUUGGACGAUGAAGAAGAGACUCGGAGUGAAGGAUCAUUAAAACUGGCUUCUGACGGGGCAGAGACUGGGAGGUCUGCAUCUUUUAGUCCGUUUAGCAUGCCUAAUACCUUUGGCUUCAAGAUUGAAGAUAAGAAGGGCCGGAUGCAUAGAUUUAUCUGUGAUGCUCGUAGUUUGACAGAUCUUUUAACUUCCAUCGUCCAGAGGGUGGGAAGUGACAUCGAUCGGAACCACCUGCCGCAGAUUUUGUAUGAAGACGAAGAUCGUGAUAAAGUUGUGAUUUCAUCGGAUGGUGACCUUGCAGCAGCUGUGGACCAUGCAAGACUGGUUGGUUUGAAGAGUUUGAGGCUGCAUCUAGAUUAUUCAGGGUUGGAUGAUCGGAGGGGUGGUGGUUCAGGAACUUUGGAUUAUGCACAAGGGGAUGCAUGGGCUGCUGCAUAUAGUGCUGUUGCAGCUGGGGCUGCACUUGUUGCUGGACUUGGUGUGUUGGCAUUUUUGAAGAGAUCUAGUGCCUGAUUAGUGUCAGAUGUUCUGGUAUUACCUGGAAUCACCGGGAGCACACAAGUUGUUGGAAGAAGCAGCUAUUGGUAUGGAAGGAAUGCAACUUCUGUAUUCC